This is a messenger RNA of Papaver somniferum (opium poppy), 2037 nucleotides long. RefSeq names its product serine/threonine-protein kinase SAPK10-like. The record is from RefSeq and is a predicted model, not a curated record. Bases 386 to 1534 code for a protein of 382 amino acids. Gene Ontology annotation, biological process: protein phosphorylation; intracellular signal transduction. Gene Ontology annotation, cellular component: nucleus. The transcript is spliced from 9 exons. NCBI's taxonomy places the organism in Eukaryota, Viridiplantae, Streptophyta, Magnoliopsida, Ranunculales, Papaveraceae. Gene Ontology annotation, molecular function: protein serine/threonine kinase activity; ATP binding.
GGAGAUAUUUUCUCAAGAAAAAGAUAAAAUAAAUAAAAAGCUAAGUUCACGAGCUAAACCAUGUCUUCUUCUUCUUUCUCUGCAACUCUCUCUCGUUCCUAAAUUAAAAACCCUAGAAAUUUUAUUGGUGUAAAGAGUAUACUACUUUAAAAUAAGUAAGUAAGGUUUCACGGGAUUGAACUUGUUUGUUAUCAUCAUUUAUCUCACGCACCUAUCAAUUUCUUCAACUAAUUUUACAGGUGUUUUGAAUCCUAUGAUUAAUUUCAAGACACGUCAACUAGUUUGAUCAAAAUUAGGGUUUUUGUAUCUAGUCUAGAAAUGUACGAAUAAGUUUGUGUGUUUUGACAAACAAGGAAAAACGAGGUCUGCGUUUGUUUGAAUUUUGAUGGAUCAUCGAUCUCAGCUCACUAUUGGUCCUGGAAUGGAUUUGCCUAUAAUGCAUGAUAGUGAUUGUUAUGAACUUGUUAAAGAUAUUGGUUCAGGUAAUUUUGGUGUAGCUAGGUUAAUGAGAGAUAAAGUAACUAAAGAACUUGUUGCUGUUAAGUAUAUUGAGAGAGGCGAAAAGAUAGAUGAGAAUGUACAAAGGGAAAUUAUUAAUCACAGGUCUCUGAGGCAUCCCAAUAUCGUUAGGUUCAAAGAGGUUAUCUUAACACCAACUCACCUGGCUAUUGUGAUGGAAUAUGCAUCUGGCGGGGAGUUAUUUGAGCGUAUAUGCAAUGCAGGACGUUUCAGUGAGGAUGAGGCUCGUUUCUUUUUCCAACAACUAAUAUCAGGAGUUAGCUACUGUCACGCAAUGCAAGUAUGUCACCGUGACCUGAAACUGGAGAACACACUGUUAGAUGGAAGUGCCGCACCUCGUUUGAAGAUAUGUGAUUUUGGAUACUCUAAGUCCUCAGUGCUAUUAAUGAGAAAAUUCCUUCUUCUUAACUUUGUUUGCUUUUUCCAGUCCUCAGUGCUGCAUUCACAACCAAAAUCAACCGUUGGAACCCCUGCGUACAUUGCUCCUGAAGUAUUGCUCAAGAAGGAAUACGAUGGAAAGAUUGCGGAUGUAUGGUCAUGUGGGGUGACGUUAUAUGUCAUGCUGGUUGGUGCAUACCCUUUCGAGGAUCCAGAGGAACCGAAAAACUUCCGCAAGACGAUACAGCGAAUUCUGAGUGUCCAGUAUUCAAUUCCUGAUUAUGUUCACAUUUCUCCCGAGUGCCAACAGCUGAUAUCCAGGAUUUUUGAUGCCAACCCCUCCGCAAGGAUAACCAUGCCUGAGAUCCAAAACCAUGAGUGGUUUCUAAAGAACCUCCCAGCAGAUCUUAUGAAUGAGAACACAAUGAACAGCCACUUUGAAGAACCUGAUCAACCAAUGCAGAGCAUUGAUGAAAUCAUGCAGAUCAUUGCCGAGGCCACAAUACCUGCUGCUGGGACCCGGAGUCUUGAUCCUUAUUUUACUGGCAGCCUGGAUAUGGAUGACGACAUGGAGGACCUAGAUACCGACCCGGAGCUCGAUAUUGAUAGUAGUGGGGAGAUCGUGUAUGCAAUGUGAUUAUGUCUAGGAUUACUGUAUGUAAAAACAAGAAGAACCAAUAGAAAGAGCUUGUCACGACAAGGUUUGAUGAACGCGUUUGCCAGGAAAAAAAAGGGUAAACUGAUGAUGUUGGUUGGUAUAAAUAUAGAAGAUGGCAGGAAAUGAACGUAAGUAUGGUGGUGAUAACCCCACUUGAUUAACUACUGCAUCCUGUGUCCAGUUACUUGUUGUUAGUGUUUUCACAUGUUUAUAUUACACCUUUUAGACAUGUAUGUAAUGUAUGUAUGUAAUGUAUGCAUGUAUUUAUUUGCUUUGUACUAGGGGUUGGGCCAUGAUUUGGAUAUUUCACUGGGUUCUGUGAAAAUUCAUUUCUCUCCCUUUUUUUUUUUUUUUUUUUCUGAAGCAUCCUUUGUUCUUGUUAUUGUCUGUCUCUUGUUUUGUUUUUAUCCUCCUAUAGUGCGGGGAUAUUAUACUCCAGUAACUCUACCCUUUUAUACAUAGUUAUUGAACAGUUUCUACCU